Messenger RNA from Papaver somniferum (opium poppy), 1493 nucleotides. RefSeq lists its product as uncharacterized. The transcript is spliced from 3 exons. Bases 635 to 1405 code for a protein of 256 amino acids. The record is from RefSeq and is a predicted model, not a curated record. NCBI's taxonomy places the organism in Eukaryota, Viridiplantae, Streptophyta, Magnoliopsida, Ranunculales, Papaveraceae.
UUACGAAAAUCCGUUGUAUAGUUUGAGAGAUAAAUCAUUUCCAAAUUUACUAGUAAAUUUUAAUUAGGUCAUCUAAUUAGGGACAGAGGGAAGUAUAAGUUUUGGGUGCAGGAGGAGAUCUGUAGAGGUGAAACACCUGCUGCUUCUUUCAGGAGGAGAUCUAUACUUAACUUUGUGUAACGAUGAAAUUGAGGAGCAACUAUGUUUAUGAAUAUCAUCCCCCUGUAGAAGAAGUAGAAAAGAAUUGGUUGCAAGGGAAGUCGAUGCUGCUAAAAAUGUUUUGAGGACAGUUCAGUCUUCAUAUGAUGUUGUUGUUGUUGCCCCUGGUGUUGAUGUCGACAAGUUAAUGCCAGAUGCUUAUAAAGAAGAAGAAUCUCUUGAACCACAAAGAGAUGAUGAUAUCUGCUCUACCACAAGUACCAUAGACUAUGAUUUCGAGUACACAGAUGAAGAAUAUCCAAGUGAAACUGAAGAUGAAAAAAUGGAAGAGAGCGAACAAUCCUUCCAAUGAAGAGUAUUUUUACAAGUUUCUAGAUGAUGUAAUAAUAAAACUUGUAAUAAAUAAAAAUAAAUAAAAAUGCAAGUUUGAGACCAACCUUUAUUCACUGGAAGAGGCCGAGCCAGUCCAACUCCAAUGAAGAAAGAGAUUGAUGAACAAGUACAAUCAAUUGAUGAUUUCUCCGGGAUUGUUGUCCCGGAUAGUGAUGACUCGGAGGGUGAUGACGAGGAGAGUGAUGACAAGGAGAGUGACAACGAUAGUGCACGGCCAGACAAGAAUGAUUGGGUUGCUUCAUGGAAUAAGAAAGAUCCCCGAGAGCUUAAGACUUGGAUUGAUGUGUAUGCUUAUUUCAGAAAGGAACAAGGCGAUGGAGGAUAUGGAGUAAUUCUACGCAAUGUGGUCGGGAAGCCAAUCGUUGCAUCAGCCAAGCACUCAGCAGAAGGAAAAUCUUUUUUUUUUUAUCAAGUGUUGUUGGGAAUAAAGGUUGGUCUCAAACUUGCUGAAAGACAUGUGCUUUUUGAUCACUCUGUCCGGUGCAAUUCAAUUAAAGUUCCACAGCUCAUUUUGGAUGCACGUCGCUGCGAUGAUGUUAAAUGCAAAGAGACAACUGAAAUUGAUAAUAUUUGCAAGGGGUGUAGGAGUUAUCUUAACUUUUAUGCGGGUGGCGAUGUGGGUUUGUUGCCUCUUAUCCAGGAUCUUAAACGCCAAAAAUUCCUACCUGUGGCAGGAUUUUCAAGGGUUUCCAAUGAAGCUGCACAUUAUCUGGCAAAAAUGGCAAAGAAUAAAAGACUUGCAGGUGAGGAGCACAAUGAGAUUAAGCCAGAUGCUUUUCCACCAGAGCUAAAAGAUAUUCUUUGGGAAGAUGUUAUUCGUUCAUUUAGCUACCGAUUGGUACCAUGGUACUAAAGAAGAUAUGAAGAGGACUUUACCUGUGUUUUAUGUUUGAACAAUUAUUAAUUAUGUUUACAUGUUGAACGGAGAUGAAAACCUACUG